This is a messenger RNA of Mytilus californianus (California mussel), 4777 nucleotides long. Its product is annotated as vesicle-associated membrane protein/synaptobrevin-binding protein-like. The transcript has 7 exons. Gene Ontology annotation, biological process: endoplasmic reticulum membrane organization. Bases 97 to 831 code for a protein of 244 amino acids. Gene Ontology annotation, molecular function: FFAT motif binding. The record is from RefSeq and is a predicted model, not a curated record. Gene Ontology annotation, cellular component: endoplasmic reticulum membrane; plasma membrane. NCBI's taxonomy places the organism in Eukaryota, Metazoa, Mollusca, Bivalvia, Mytilida, Mytilidae.
GCGCAUGCGUAUUCCACGAAACCAGUCUGGCAGAUGUGACUUUUAUUUUUCAUUGCAUAUAUUUUGUUUAAUUCUGCACCGUAAAGUCAAAUCGUUAUGGCAAAGCAAGUGCUGAGAUUAGACCCAGAUAUUGAACUAAAAUUCAAAGGACCAUUUACAGAUGUUGUAACAUCAGAACUAAAGUUGACCAACCCCUCAGACCAGAAAGUAUGUUUCAAAGUUAAAACCACAGCACCCAAGAGGUACUGUGUCAGACCAAACAGUGGCAUCAUAGAUCCAAACCAAAGUGUGAAUGUAUCGGUGAUGUUGCAACCUUUUGACUAUGAUCCAUUGGAGAAAAAUAAACACAAGUUUAUGGUUCAGACUAUGUUUGCUCCAGAUGGUCCAAUAGAAAGCCAGGAACAGUUGUGGAAAGAAGCCAAACCAGAAAUGUUAAUGGAUUCAAAGUUGAAAUGUUUGUUUGAAAUUCCUAAUGAUAAUAAUCAGACGAGGGAAGAAACAGAGAAGGUAAAACCAGUGAAACAAGUACAGUUAGAAACCUCACAAACAGUAAAGUCAAGUCCUGAAUCAGAAGGAAGAAAAGGCGAUUCAGAUAAACAAAGAUUACAAGCUGAAAUAGAAAAGUUACAGGAUGAAAAUAAAUCAUUAAAGGAUAGUGAAGCAAGGUUAAGAAAAACGGCCCUAACAGAAACAGUGUCAUCAACACCAUCAUACACACCUACACCAGAAACUAAACAGGAUUUACUGAGUCAGAUAACAGCGUUCCCUAAUAUAGUUAUUAUUAUUGCUGCACUUAUUAUAGGAGUUCUUCUGGGGAAAAUGCUGUUAUAACUAUAACUGUACAUGUGAAUGCAACAAAGUGACUAUAAGACUGGACUUUAAUAACUUUUAAAGAAAUAGACAUUUUAAUUUGUAACUGUCAAUGUUUAAAUUUAAAAUAAGUAAUUUGGUGUAAUAGUCUGAUUGGAACAAGACCAAAUUAGGAAGCUUAUCAUUCAUCACUAUAGUGGUCGGUUAAGGACUUAUUUAGCUUCAAAGUAUCUCGUUUAGAAAAAGUUGGAAAUUUGGUCCUAAUUUUUGCUUCUAGUUAUUUUUACAAAUUUUUUUUAUUAAUAUAUUUGAAUUAUUAAUUGUCCUUUUUUGUGAAUAACACAUGUUUUUAUUAAAAUUGUGGUUCAGUUUUCCAACAAAAUUGAAUGAUAAGGAAAUGUGAUAUACAAGAUGUUGAAAGUAGCACUACAUAUAUAAAAAGCAAACACUUUUAAGGAAUAUGAGUGAAGUGGAAAUAAUUAACGAUAGUGAGGGAUUUUGUAAUCACUCUGUGUAAUAAGAUUUUGUUGUUAUUUAAGUAAUUGAUAUAGAUAAUGCCAGAAAUUCAAUUAAAAAUAUAUAAAACUCAUGGAAAAGAUGAGCAGAAGACAAGUCUAAAAAAAUGAAGUCUUGUCAAAUAAAAUGAAAAUUGAUAGGGCACUUGUUCUACACAUGUGUUUAACUUCCAAAACGUUAUCUGCAUGCAAAAAAGUGGCAAAAUACAAGCAGUCUUGUGUAUUUAUUAUAUUUCUAACAUUAAACAAUACAUGAAUGCUAAAAUCAUUUCUUAAUUUCAAAAGUGAUGCAUGUUAUAAGUCAUUAUUGAAUGAUAUAAUUUCAUACUUGUAUGUACUUUCAUCAAAUUGAUAGAAUACUAUAUGGUGUAUUAGAUGUGUUCAUGCAUAUGUAUUAUAUGAAAGGUGUAUUAUCAUUUAACUUGUAUGUUUUAGGAGUUUUGUUAUUAAAAACAGUUUGAUAAAGCAUAUAGUUCCUGGAAUAAUUUUAUACUUAAUCUAUCGAAAAUUCUAUUAAGGUGCUAGCUUUGAAUUACAUUAUAUUUUAAUUCAUUACAAAUCUGGUUUUGCACAAAACCCAUAAAAUUAUCUGAAAUGUUGAUUAUAGGAACUGUAUGACUAUCUUUCAAAGUGAACUGAAUGAUGAUCAUGUGCACAUGUGCAUCUUUAGGCCUUUGUACAAAUGUUGUAUAUUUCAUUUAUUAGAACAAAAAUUUAAGUUGAUGCACUGUUUUAUUUUCCAUGGUCUUAUUUUGUUUUGUUUUAGUUUUUUUAUGAAAAUGUUUACUUUUUCCAUUGUUAUUCUUUUUGUUUGUUUAGACUGUUUAUUUAAAUAAGUUCUUUUCUUAAGUAUUGCCUUAUUUAAACUAGGUUCUAUGAAGUCUAGUUGAAGGUCCAUAAUUUCUUUUGUUUUAUUUAUGAAAGACAAUAAAAUAAAAAGAAAACAAUUUUAUACUUUCACACCCACAGAAUACGGAACAAUAAUAAAAUGUUGUACAAAUAUGCGAUACAUUUCUGCUAUCUGACAUUUAAAACUUGAAAUCUUAUACAGUGGUUGUGACAAUUAUGCCAAAAUAUAGGGAUUUUCAGAGGUAAGAAAGAAAUAUAAAGUCCCCUUGUACAUAUGUCUCAUCACAACCAUAUCAAAGCUUUGGGUAUUGUAUUGAAAAGAAGAAAUAUGGAGUAGUUUUGUAACAUGUUGGUUGAUACUUAAUAUGCAAGUUUUUCUUUCUUAAAUUAUACUCGAACAUAUGUCAGUUUUGAUGUAUGAUAUUUAUAAUUUAUUAGAUAAGAUGUUACAUGUAUUUAAUACAAUAUCUUCUAUUUUCCUGCUACCCAAUGCAUAACUGAAUAAUGUUCUCCCUUGUAUGGAAAUAUUACAUAUGUAAAUUGAAGCUCUUUCUUUCAAAUACUAUUAACCAGCUUUCUAGAAUACCAGUGAUAUAACACUUAUUAAAUUUUCAUAAUUAUUAUUUAUUAAAAAGACUUUCUGACGUAUAAUCUUAACAGGAUAAUUUUCUGGGGUAAUAGUGCAGAGAAGAGAUGGGGAAAUGCUGGACACCUGUCUUGAAUUGAAAAUGUCUGACUGGAAUACAUUUUAUUUAACAUUAGCUGUGUAUUGACAACUCCUUACUUGAAUUAUUAAAUGAGUGGUGUAUAUAUUUUAUAUAUGUUCUUUACAAUGAAAAUAACAUUGAAAGCACCUUACUCUAUUUCUUGUCUGAUUUAUACUUUCCAAACCUUUGUAAAUAUAAGCAACAUGCGGCUUGUCUUGUCCUAAUUUUCUUCUUCGUUGGUUUAAAUUCUCUUAUCUCCCUGCUUUUGCACAAGUGACUACAUGGAAAAAGGUUUACAGUAUGACAUUACACACUUAUAAGCAUUUUUGCAGAUAACCAAAGAAAUAAAGUGAAAGUUUGUCUAGUGGUUAUCUAAAAAUCAUUACAGAAACAGAUUCUACCGCUGCAUGCAUACACUACUUUCUCAAUGUUCCAAGACUUAAAUUUGAAAUUGAAUUAUCUUGGCACUUAAAAAAAUUGUAUGUGUUAAGCUUCAGCCUUCAACAGGUUGCACUUGUAUAAAAGGAAUCACAAUUCCUCUUAAACAGUUCAAUCCACAUUUUUUUUAGGCUAUAAAUUGGUGUUCAUUUUGAUUUUCAGUGUUUCUGAUGGUUAUGGUCUUGUCGGUCCCUUGUAUUUUUUUUUAUUUCAAAUUUUCCCCUUUGGCAAUGUCUUUUGAAAGAGAAUUAACAUGUUAAGAUUGUUUAUAUAUAAAAUUUAGUAGUUUCUUUAGGUUAGACGUGGACCAGUCUUCUUUUAUUUGAUGCUUUAUUACCAACUACAUUGUGUUACCAGCAGAAUUUAACAUGAGUAACACCAGAAUGUCACUAGUGGAACAACAGUAGUCUUCUUCUUCGAUUCAUGUUUUUUAUUAUAUUUUUCUCUCCUUUUUUUGACACUGGUACAUUUUUAUAUUGUGACAACUGUGGAGAGAAAAGAAAUAUCUAAUGAAGACUUAAAUUAGUAACAGUCAGUUGGAAGAUAUAGAUUCUUUCCAUUUCCAUGUUUUUCACAAGCUUCUAUUUGAAAAGUUCAAUUUAUCAAUUUGUUCUUUACAUUACAAGUUUGCCAUCUGGUAAAACAAAAAGCAAAAAAAAAACAUCACUGACAACUUGAAAAAAAAGGUUAUCUCCCAUACUGCGAGGAAUACAAAUGCACAACUUUUUCACAAAAUAAGUGAAUAAAGUGGAUAGAUAUUAAGUUAGGCAAAGGUUUACAAGACCAAAAUGAUACAAUUGCUGAUGAACAUAUACCAUUAGACUUAAAUUAAGGAAAAGGCAUAAAUGACCAAAAUGAUAUAAUUCCUGAAUGACAUCUACCUGUAAAUUAAAAAAAGACUGAUAUUUUAUACUAGUAUAUAUGUAGUUUUCAUUUUUUACAUCAUAUUUCAACAUUAGUAUUGGAUAGUUUGGUUUAAACAUGAUAUAAUUAUUUGUUUCCUCAUUUUAGAAUGUAAUGUCUAAGAACUGACAGUGUGCAAACUUCAAAAUACCAAAGCCAAGUCAGGUUUUAAGUACCGAAACUUGAGCAAGGGUGGCAUGGGAUAUUUCAAAAUAAUUUAUUAAGACUUUAUUACUGUUAAAAUUUAUCUGAUCAAUUAUUCCAGUCAUAUUUGUGCAAUUUAAUUGAGAAUACUUAAAUGGUUUUCAGUGUAAAAUCAUGUAUUUUAUUUAUGUGGUGACUUCCUGCUUUGAAUGUAAUACAAGUAAUCAGUUGUAUAUUCAGUAUGUAACAUUAUAGGUGUAAACAUUCUAACUGAUGUUACAUAACCAUCAUUUCUACUGCUUCAACCAUUUGUUACUUUCAUGGGACAACAUUGAAGAAUAGAAUGGAGAAAGUCCUGAAAUGAAAGUGUACAAGUCAUUUAGUUUGUUAAAAUAAACUUUUAUGAUGAUA